AUGGGCAGCGGCAGCUCAUCCUGGGAUCACCCCUCAAACCUGUGGAGGCUGGGAGAACAGGAACCUCUCUUCGUGAUGAAUGUCAGCCCGAUAAAAACUACACUAAAUCAGUGCAAGUGUAAGCGCACCACCGUGUCCUUGCUAAAAGUGUUCCAAACACUUGGUAGGAAUUUCAGAAUCCACAGUGCUCCAAAAAAAAAAUAUUACCACAUUUCUCACCUGCCUGAGUUGAGUUAUUUUAAGCACCCUUUGGGAUGGUACCUGUUUGGGGUGAGGAGCUGGUGGGAUGGUGUGAGCAGGGGGUGCCAAAAAAGAAAAGAAAAAAUCUUGAGAUUAUAA
Pipistrellus nathusii (Nathusius's pipistrelle) is the source of this 339-nucleotide messenger RNA. The record is from the annotation of a GenBank genome assembly. Lineage: Eukaryota; Metazoa; Chordata; Mammalia; Chiroptera; Vespertilionidae.